GCCCUUUUAUCCAGACCAACAAACACACCAUAGGAGCUUUGUGGAUUCAAAGGAUUUGCUUCCCGCUCUCAAAGAGCCGCUAUUCUUUGAUGAUUGGGCAGCGGCAAACUUCAAAGUAAUAAAUCUUCCUCCUGACUGGCUGGCGGCCCACCAAAGUCCUUAUCAAAUCCUAAGAAGUGAUCCUUCAGUCCCUCAGAUGGUCCAAGGAUAUCUGGAGGAGAGGAAGCGCAGGGACUCCACUUUUCGACAGGAACACGCUUUUGUGUUUCCCCCAGCGCUCCGACUCUUCGCCUGAGACUGAGGAAGAGCGCAAGGAGAAAGUUUGCCAUGGCAGCGGUGGCUGUGCUCAGGAACGACAGUCUACAGGCGUUUCUGCAGGAUCGUACUCCAAACUCUUCACCGGAGAACAACAAGCAUUCACCUCUGGCGCUGUUAGCAGCUACGUGUAACCGGAUCGGGCACCACCACCACCACCACCACCACCACGCAUCCAACCCAGCCGACUUCAUCCAGGUUCCGUACGACGCGACCCUGGGUUCUCCAUCGCGCAUUUUCCAUCCGUGGAGUAACGAGGCGAGUCCUCAGCCCGCUCUUUCCAGCAGUUCCUCUUUCGGACUAUCAUCUAAAGCUCCACUUUCCGCGCACCUCCAAGGCUCCUACAGCUCUCCCCAUGAGCUGCCGUUAACCCCUCCGGCAGAGCCCUCGUACCCUUACGACUUCUCUCCGGUCAAGAUGUUGCCGUGCUCCGUGCAGUCAUUACAGGCCACGUGUCCGCCGACUUACGUCCCCGCUGUGACGUACACGGCUCCAGCGCCCAUGCCACCCGCCGUGCCAGCUUUUGUAGCCGGCCACUCGGGCCUGGUACCCCAACAGCAGAGACAGCUGUCCCCAAAUCCAGCCGAGGACAUCCCGUGGUGGAGCUUGCAGCAAGGCAACGCUGUAAGUCACCCGUCGUCCCUGGCGCCUCACCGUUUUCCUCUUCAGAGGGGUUUAGUGCUUGGCCACACGGACCUGGCGCAGUACCAGAGUCAGAUCGCUGCUCUGCUGCACCCCAAAUCCCCUCUGGCUUCAGCGCGCCGGUGCCGCAGGUGUCGCUGCCCGAACUGCCAGACGUCCAGCUCGAGCGACGAGCCGGGGAAAAAGAAGCAGCACGUGUGCCAUAUUCCCGGCUGCGGCAAAGUUUACGGCAAGACGUCGCACCUAAAAGCGCACCUUCGCUGGCACUCCGGAGAGAGACCGUUCGUGUGCAACUGGCUCUUCUGCGGGAAAAGUUUCACUCGCUCCGACGAGCUGCAGAGGCACCUGAGGACACACACCGGAGAGAAGCGCUUCGCCUGUCCCGACUGCUGCAAGAGGUUCAUGAGGAGCGACCACUUGGCCAAACACGUGAAAACACAUCAGAACAAGAAAGCCAAACCUCACGAAAAGAGCGCCGAGCACGUUAAACGGGAAGACACGAGACACAUAUGAAGGACUAAAUCAGCGACUGGGGCGAUAUCCGGUACUCCUGACAGCGCACAGGGCAUAUACAGUGGACUUUCCGAAAUUUUGCAACUUUCUCAACAACCAGUGCAAGUUGCUUCUUUUUAAGGCGUGAAAAGUCGCACUACUUGGAAGCUACAUUUCUGGACUUGUAAAUAUGAUUUUCAAGUCUGUUCAUCAGUUCUCAUGGGGACUUUGAAAGAUGUUUCAUAUCCCUGUGCUGCCCUUAUAUCACUAACAAGUUUUGAACUUGUGUUAAGAUCUUUGUCUUCGGUGGAAGAUCUCACAUUGAUUGUAAAUAUAUAUAUUUAAUAGCUUUUGUUGAAGGAAAGUGUCAGUUUUCGCUCCUUGUGGGGUGUUUUAGCAUGCUAUAUUGAAAACAAGCUGUUAAAUUGCUGUGUAAAAAUAAAGAAAUUGUUCAUCCA
This is a messenger RNA of Pangasianodon hypophthalmus (striped catfish), 1907 nucleotides long. It is a transcript of the gene sp5a, whose product is annotated as Sp5 transcription factor a. The coding region runs from base 328 to 1470 and encodes 380 amino acids. NCBI's taxonomy places the organism in Eukaryota, Metazoa, Chordata, Actinopteri, Siluriformes, Pangasiidae. The transcript is spliced from 2 exons. The record is from RefSeq and is a predicted model, not a curated record. Gene Ontology annotation, molecular function: RNA polymerase II cis-regulatory region sequence-specific DNA binding; DNA-binding transcription factor activity, RNA polymerase II-specific. Gene Ontology annotation, biological process: regulation of transcription by RNA polymerase II.